Penicillium brevicompactum is the source of this 1674-nucleotide messenger RNA. RefSeq names its product GMP synthase (glutamine-hydrolyzing) (gene gua1). Gene Ontology annotation, molecular function: GMP synthase activity; GMP synthase (glutamine-hydrolyzing) activity; ATP binding. Gene Ontology annotation, biological process: GMP biosynthetic process. The transcript has 8 exons. Gene Ontology annotation, cellular component: cytosol. The coding region runs from base 1 to 1674 and encodes 557 amino acids. NCBI's taxonomy places the organism in Eukaryota, Fungi, Ascomycota, Eurotiomycetes, Eurotiales, Aspergillaceae. The record is from RefSeq and is a predicted model, not a curated record.
AUGGCGGACGUUAUCCCCCACAACAGCUUCGACACCAUCCUUGUCCUGGACUUUGGUAGCCAGUACACCCACCUGAUCACCCGUCGCCUCCGAGAGAUCAAUGUCUACUCUGAGAUGCUCCCGUGUACCCAGAAGCUCGCCGAGCUGACCUGGAAGCCCAAGGGUAUCAUCCUCUCUGGAGGUCCCUACUCCGUCUACGAGGAAGGCUCCCCCCACGUUGACCCCGCCUUCUUCGAGUUGGGUGUCCCUGUUCUGGGAAUCUGCUACGGUCUCCAGGAGAUUGCCCACCGUCUCCACGCCGAUAACGUCGUCGCCGGUACCUCCCGUGAAUAUGGUCACGCCGACCUGAAGGCCACUCGCUUCGGAGGCCAUGUGGAUAAGCUGUUCGACGGUCUCGAGGAUGCCAUGACCGUGUGGAUGUCCCACGGUGAUAAGCUCUGCAACCUGCCCGAGGGUUUCCACACCAUUGGUGAAACUCAGAACUCUGAGUUCGCUGCCAUUGCUCACAAGUCCGAGCCCGUUUACGGCAUUCAAUUCCACCCCGAGGUCACCCACACUCCUCAAGGUGGUCAGCUUCUUAAGAACUUCGCUGUUGGCAUUUGUGGUGCCGACCAAAAGUGGUCUAUGUCCGAGUUCAUUGGCCGCGAGAUCAAGCGCAUUCGCGACCUUGUUGGCCCUACCGGUCAGGUUCUUGGUGCGGUUAGCGGAGGUGUGGACUCUACAGUUGCUGGUAAGUUCAACCCAACGAGACCUGGAGACCUUGCCGAGGGCAGUUUGGAUAUCCAAAUUGUCCUUGAGUUGGCCAAGCUUCUGACCGAGGCUAUUGGAGACCGUUUCCAUGCUGUGCUGGUCGACAACGGCUGCAUGAGACUGAACGAGUGUGAGCUUGUCAAGGAUGUUUUGGAGAAGCAGCUCGGUAUCAACCUUACCGUUGUGGACGCCAGUGAAGAGUUCUUGGCUGGUCUGAAGGGAGAGAACGACCCCGAGAAGAAGCGUAAAUUCAUCGGUGGCAAGUUCAUUGAUGUGUUCGAAGCCGAGGCCCGCAAGAUUGAGGCCUCCUCAAAUGGAAAGGUCGAGUGGUUCUUGCAGGGAACUCUCUACCCUGAUGUCAUCGAGAGUAUCUCUUUCAAGGGUCCUUCCCAGACCAUCAAGACUCACCACAACGUCGGAGGAAUUGCCGAGCGUCUCAUGGCUGGUCACGGCCUGAAGCUCAUUGAGCCAUUGCGCGAACUCUUCAAGGACGAGGUCCGCGAGCUCGGCCGUCAGCUCAACAUCUCUGAAGAGCUUGUUGGCCGCCACCCCUUCCCUGGCCCUGGUCUCGCUAUUCGUGUCCUGGGUGAGGUCACCAAGGAGAAGGUCGACAUGGCCCGUAAGGCCGAUCACAUCUUCAUCGGCAUGAUCCGCGAAGCCGGUCUGUACAACGAGAUCGGCCAGGCCUACGCCGCGCUGGACCCCUCCCGCGCCGUUGGUGUCAUGGGCGACAAGCGCGUGUACGCCAACAUCAUUCUGCUGCGUGCUAUCUCCACCAAGGACUUCAUGACCGCUACCCCCUACCCCUUCCCUUACGAGUUCUUGACCAAGGUCUCUACCCGCAUUGUCAACGAGGUCGAGGGUGUUUGCCGUGUGGCAUACGACUUCACCAGCAAGCCCCCUGGUACCAUUGAGAUGGAGUAG